This is a messenger RNA of Perognathus longimembris pacificus (Pacific pocket mouse), 1876 nucleotides long. It is a transcript of the gene Syt11, whose product is annotated as synaptotagmin 11. The record is from RefSeq and is a predicted model, not a curated record. Lineage: Eukaryota; Metazoa; Chordata; Mammalia; Rodentia; Heteromyidae. Gene Ontology annotation, molecular function: calcium ion binding; SNARE binding; phosphatidylserine binding. Gene Ontology annotation, biological process: cellular response to calcium ion; vesicle fusion; calcium-ion regulated exocytosis. The transcript is spliced from 4 exons. Bases 248 to 1543 code for a protein of 431 amino acids. Gene Ontology annotation, cellular component: membrane; axon; synapse.
GCCUACCUCGCAUCAGGACCAGUCUCACUGCACCUGCAUCCUUAGCUCAGAGCAUCCCUGGAGCAUCUUGAGAGGAGAACGCAGCUGGCAGCCGGGGACCCGACCGGCGGGCAGGAGACGUCCAUCGAUACCUACCCCCUCCCCUGACCUAGAGCUCUACAGCAGCAGCCUCGGUCCUGACCGAGGAGACCCAGAGUUAGCUGACCAUUGCAAAAGCAUUUAUAGCAACAGCCUCUCUGAUUACGACAUGGCUGAGAUCACCAACAUCCGACCUAGCUUUGAUGUGUCACCCGUGGUAGCUGGUCUCAUCGGGGCCUCUGUGCUGGUGGUGUGUGUUUCGGUGACUGUCUUUGUCUGGACGUGCUGCCACCAGCAGUCAGAGAAAAAGCACAAGACCCCACCGUACAAGUUUAUUCACAUGCUCAAAGGCAUCAGCAUAUACCCCGAGACCCUCAGCAACAAGAAGAAAAUCAUCAAAGUAAGGAGAGACAAAGAUGGCCCUGGAAGGGAGAGUGGACGAGGGAACCUGUUGGUGGAUGCGGCAGAGGCUGGUCUGCUGAGCCGAGACAAGAGCCCCAGGGGGCCAAGCUCUAGAUCUUGUAUAGACCAAUUACCCAUCAAAAUGGACUAUGGGGAAGAACUGAGAAGCCCCAUUACGAGCCUGACCCCUGGAGAGAGCAAAACCACCUCCCCUUCAUCUCCAGAAGAGGACGUCAUGCUAGGAUCCCUCACUUUCUCAGUGGACUAUAACUUUCCGAAAAAGGCUCUGGUGGUGACAAUCCAGGAAGCCCAUGGACUGCCCGUGAUGGAUGACCAGACCCAGGGCUCUGACCCCUACAUUAAAAUGACCAUCCUUCCUGACAAGCGGCAUCGGGUAAAGACCAGAGUGCUGCGGAAAACCCUGGACCCCGUGUUUGAUGAGACCUUCACCUUCUACGGCAUCCCAUACAGCCAGCUGCAGGACCUGGUGCUACACUUCCUCGUCCUCAGCUUUGAUCGCUUCUCCAGGGAUGAUGUCAUCGGGGAAGUCAUGGUGCCAUUGGCAGGAGUGGACCCCAGCACAGGCAAAGUACAGCUCACCAGGGACAUCAUCAAGAGGAACAUCCAGAAGUGCAUUAGCAGAGGGGAGCUCCAGGUGUCUCUGUCAUAUCAGCCUGUGGCACAGAGAAUGACAGUGGUGGUCCUCAAAGCCAGACACUUGCCGAAGAUGGAUAUCACCGGUCUCUCAGGUAAUCCUUACGUCAAGGUGAACGUCUACUACGGCAGAAAGCGCAUCGCUAAGAAGAAAACCCAUGUUAAGAAGUGCACUUUGAACCCAGUCUUCAACGAGUCUUUCAUCUAUGACAUCCCCACUGACCUCCUGCCUGACAUCAGCAUCGAGUUCCUUGUCAUCGACUUCGAUCGUACUACCAAGAACGAGGUGGUAGGGAGGCUGAUCCUGGGGGCACACAGUGUCACCGCCAGUGGUGCCGAACACUGGAGAGAGGUCUGUGAGAGUCCCCGUAAGCCCAUAGCCAAGUGGCACAGUCUGAGCGAGUACUAAUCCUGCUCUUCUCGCUGCUAACCCAGGGCCAGGCUGGGGAGGGAUGUGGCAGGGGAGAGAUGACAGAGAAGUGGACUCAAAACCUCAUUUUAGUCAUACAAGAAAAUUUCAUAACAAAACAAACCCCACGAAGAACAUCCCACAUGACCACAGUCACAGAUCAAGUCCUAGCAAUGAUCUUUUUUUUCUCUCUCUCCUUUGCAAGGCACUAGAAAUUCUUUUGUUUUUUAAAAUGGGGGGGAAAAAAGAGAGGGAGAGAUCCCUGUAAGUCUAUAUAUAACAAUGUAACCUUAUACUUGCAUGUCUAAUACAAACUAAAGAAAUUAGCCUAAC